CUGUGGUUGAAUUGCCUAUGAUAUAACCUGUUUUGUUAUUUUGUUGUAGGUGGCUAAUACUUCAAUAACUCUAAUUUUUAGUGUGAUUGUAGAUAGAUUUAAAAAUUCAUAUUAACGAAUAUGGUGUACACAGAAAAGUAUUUAAAAGAGAAGCUCAUUAAGGAAUUGGACGCUGUUCACGUCGAGGUGACCGACGAGAGCGACGGCUGCGGCGGCAAGUUCUCGGCGCUGAUCGUGUCCGACAGGUUCCGGGGCAAGCCUCUCCUCGCGAGACACAGGCUGGUGAACGCGGCGCUGCAGGAGGAGCUCAAGAGCAUCCACGCCUUCACGCAGAGGACGCUCACGGCGGAGCAGUGGCGGGCGCAGAGCCCCUAGGCGCCGCGCGCCUGUCCGCGCGCGCCUCCGCGCCCGGCAAGGUGAUCCUGCUGGGCGAGCACGCCGUGGUGUUCGGGCAGCCCGCGCUGGCCGCCAGCCUGGGCCUGCGCACC
Molecule: messenger RNA, 488 nt
Organism: Pararge aegeria (speckled wood butterfly)
Lineage: Eukaryota; Metazoa; Arthropoda; Insecta; Lepidoptera; Nymphalidae
Product: bolA-like protein 2
Exons: 3
Coding region: 121-375 (84 amino acids)
Biological process (GO): intracellular iron ion homeostasis
Cellular component (GO): nucleus; cytosol
Molecular function (GO): 2 iron, 2 sulfur cluster binding
Source: RefSeq, a predicted model, not a curated record